GAUAUAUGUCUGAUCAGUUAUGCAUAUAGCAUAAUUGAACUGAUCAAUUUGGGAAAGAGUUGAUUGAGGAGAAGUGUUUUGAUUGAUGCCUGGAGUCUUUGGUUUUAGGCUGUGUUUGAAGCUUGUGUUAAGUUAAAGAUUGCAUCUUUCUGGAUUUUGGAGUGAUGCCCUUUUGGAAGUUUUUGUGGGUUUUUUCCUGUUUGUGUAAAGAUGAUGCCUUUUUUGACAUUUCCUUGAUGCUUGUUACGUUCGACGGUUAUAAUUUUUUGCUUGUGCAAGAAGAUUAUCUGUUAUGUAUCUAUCUUGUCUAUAAAUAUGUGGUUGUAUGGAGCCUUCGGUAAUUCAUUGCUUGGUUGAGUGAUUGGUUCAAAAUUUAUCAUAGAGGAAAUCGAGUUUUAUGAAAUGGCUGAGUAAGUUCUUCAAGGGCGGGGCGGGCAGCAGGGUGGUUUCAACCGGCUCACAGCAACCUCAGUUUCCAAGAGAGGAAGACAUGAUGUGGCGCGCUCCAUUUAGAUCCGUGGAUGAUCACUCUCGGGCCAGCAGAGAGAAAGAGGAAUUGGAUCGCGCCAUUGCACUCUCUAUGUCCGAAGAUUUAAAGAGGCCAAGUGGAUACAGGUGGCGAGCAGGAAAUGGUGACGAUCUAGCAAGGUCGCUCCACGACAGCUUCAGCUCUGUACCGUUGCCUUCGUAUGUCCCUAGAGACUACCAUCCAAGGGGAUCUAGAAUGUGCGCUGGCUGCAAACGUGAAAUCGGAUACGGGAACUAUCUCGGAUGCAUGGGGGCUUAUUACCACCCGGGAUGCUUCCGUUGCCACGCGUGUAAACACCCUAUUACCGAGCAUGAGUUCUCUUUGUCAGGAAGAGAAACAUAUCACAAAUCAUGCUUCAAAGAGCUCAAUCAUCCAAAAUGUGAAGUCUGUCAUCAAUUUAUCCCGACCAAUGGCAUGGGCUUGAUCGAGUACAGAUGCCACCCGUUCUGGUCGCAGAAGUACUGCCCUUCUCAUGAGCACGACAACACGCCCCGGUGCUGUAGCUGUGAGCGUUUGGAGCCACGGAACACGCGAUACAUAUCUAUGGGGGACGGCCGGUGCUUAUGCUUGGAGUGUAUGGAGUCGGCCAUCAUGGACACCGGUGACUGCCAGCCUUUAUACCAUUCGAUCAGAGACUUCUACGAAGGAAUGAACAUGAGAAUCGAGCAGGAAAUCCCAAUGCUUCUCGUUCCGCGACAAGCCCUCAACGAGGCCAUCGAGGGGGAGAAACAUGGUUACCACCACAUGCCUGAAACAAGAGGUUUGUGCCUUUCUGAAGAGCAGACAGUCACAAGUAUAAUGAGGAGGCCGCGACUGGACCAUCGUGGCCUAGUAGGUAUGAGAACGCAGCCGCAGAAGCUGACUCGAAGGUGUGAAGUUACAGCCAUUCUCGUACUGUAUGGCCUCCCAAGGUUACUGACCGGAGCAAUACUUGCACACGAGCUAAUGCACGGAUGGCUGAGACUCAAUGAGUUUCGGAAUCUGAGGCCGGAGGUGGAAGAAGGUAUCUGUCAAGUGAUGUCCCACAUGUGGCUGGAAUCGGAGGUGGUGCCUGAUUCAAGGAAUACGGCAUCCGCAUCCGCAUCUGCAUCAUCGUCGUAUGGAUCCACAUCCACAGCUCCAUCCUCCUCCUCAUGGCCUUCGUCCAAGAAAGGCGGUAAAUCAAGCGUCGAGAACAAGCUAGGGGUGUUCUUCAUGCAUCAGAUCCUGCACGACGCGUCUCCAGCUUACGGUGGAGGAUUCCGAGCUGCCAUGGCCGCAGUUAAUAAGUACGGCUUACGCCGUACCUUAGAUCACAUCCGCUACACAAGAACCUUCCCAGAAUAAUCACAAAAAUCAGAAUAGAACUCUGUUUCAGUUAUAGGCUUAUCACUGCUUGUCUAUUGAUAUCUUCUAUAUUCAUCUCUGUAAUGACUAAAAACCUCAAUCCAUACAUCAAUUAUGAGCUAAAA
This is a messenger RNA of Salvia splendens (bonfire salvia), 1980 nucleotides long. RefSeq names its product protein DA1-related 2. The transcript has 12 exons. Gene Ontology annotation, molecular function: ubiquitin binding. The record is from RefSeq and is a predicted model, not a curated record. NCBI's taxonomy places the organism in Eukaryota, Viridiplantae, Streptophyta, Magnoliopsida, Lamiales, Lamiaceae. Bases 398 to 1855 code for a protein of 485 amino acids.